AUGACGUCUUCUGUGACCAACGCGUCUUCCAUCCAGGACCUUGCCGAUAAGAUUCCUAUUCUACGCUCAGAUGAUAUCUUCAAGCAGUAUGUAGACGAAUCUGCGUCUGUGAAAGGAUUUAAAUUGGAUCCUGAAAUGCUGAAAGAGAACCCUGAGGCUCUUGCAAACUUGACCAAAAAUAACGAGAACUUCCUUAACAAGCUCACAUACCAGUUUCUCGAGACGGAGGCAAAACAGAUUUUUCUUGGGUUUCUGAACGAAGGACACAAAUUGACCGCAUCCGAAAUGGAAACCACAAACCAGAUGAUUUCUGAGUCAAGAGAAAAAUACCAGGAGGUGGAAACCAAUACCGCUAAGUUGAGAAACGAAAUACAUCUUGGAAGCAGAAAGGUACUCAAGGCUCUGGCUGAGGUCAGUAAGCUCAAUAAAUCGAUCAACGAACUGAAUAACACGAACGAAAAUCUACAGAAAGAGAUUGACGAUUUGGGCCAACACGAUAUGAUGAGUUUUGGAUCACACCAGUUCAGCUCCCUUGAACAACUCGAAGAAAUGGUUGCCCAAGCUACUGCUGAGAAUGAGCAACUAGAAGCCGAAUUAGAACAGCUUGAAAGCUUCAAGGAAAACAGAGCCGGUCAUUUGCAACAGCUCGCAAAUGACCUGGAAGACACGAAAGUGUCUGUCGCACAUAACCAGGAACUUCUCAAAGAAUACGCACAGAAAAGAGAAUCUUCACAUAUCGACCCAAAGCUGGAUAUGAAUUACAAGUAUAUGAUACAACUGAUCGACAUUUGGAAGUCUUUAGCAAAUCAUUGA
Molecule: messenger RNA, 813 nt
Organism: Ogataea philodendri
Lineage: Eukaryota; Fungi; Ascomycota; Pichiomycetes; Pichiales; Pichiaceae
Exons: 1
Coding region: 1-813 (270 amino acids)
Source: RefSeq, a predicted model, not a curated record